Homalodisca vitripennis (glassy-winged sharpshooter) is the source of this 3366-nucleotide messenger RNA. RefSeq lists its product as uncharacterized. Bases 420 to 3236 code for a protein of 938 amino acids. Lineage: Eukaryota; Metazoa; Arthropoda; Insecta; Hemiptera; Cicadellidae. The transcript has 10 exons. The record is from RefSeq and is a predicted model, not a curated record. Gene Ontology annotation, molecular function: protein binding.
UGCCGAUACCAGGGGAAUUUAACCGAAUUAACCCUUUGACUAGCAAUCCUGCCACGGAUUUAGGAGCGCCCUAUGUGCCUCCUGCAGUAAUCUCGAUAGCCGUGCGGGAAUCGCUAUGACACUAAACAGUUUCAUAAUAAUGUUUCGUGAUGAAUAAUCUCAAGCGCAUACAAAUGCGAUUCGGCGGAAUAUAAAAGAAGCAGUUUCAAGUAGUUUUUGUCGUUCCUACUAGAUCGCAGUUGCCCUUUUAUUUAUUUCUUUCAAAUCCAAUUGACGGUAUUCAGGCCAUAUGACUAUUGAAUAAGUUAUUCCAAGUGAUCAGCUGAUUUGAUUGCUAUUUGUGUAUUGAAUACAGGUUAUAACCUCACUUUUCCGUUACCGGUUGCCUUGGUUGUAAACGUUUUGUUGUGUUUACAGUAAUGGAUUAUGCUAAAGCAACUUUGAAACAAAAAAAUAAUGCUUUGGUUCCAAGAAGAAACCACUCUCAAGUAAAAAAAGAACAGGAAGCUCUACAUCAUUUUAUAAAAAAUAAUCCAAAUGACCGCAAUUCCAAUAGAGGGCCUGAAACAAGGCCUACCUGUAGAAAUCCUUCAAAAGCAUUUAAUACACCAUUUCCUCGUGAGGAGACAAAAUAUGGCUCCUCAAGACGUAUAUGUAAUAUACCAAUACUUUCGAAAAAGCUACAUUUUCUAAAUGUUAAAGAACUUACACAUGAAGACAAAGUGGAAAAAAUAAAACUUUACUUGGAUAAAUCUCAAUCUCCAUUUAUUUGGAGGCCCAAACAAGCAAAGCCUGUAGAUGAACCUAGCAUUAUCAUUGAUCGUCUUGAAAAGAAAGAUAAAGAAAUGACACAUGAAUACACCUUUAAAUGGAGGAGCUUUAUUCUCCACUUGGUAAUUUGCUAUGAGUUAUUUAGAGCGAAUGAAGUUUCUCAAGCUUUAGAAAAGUUGAAUGGCCUUAAAAAUAUUCUCAUAAAAAAAACCAACUCUGCAAGUGAAGGAUGGCUUUUUAUUAGCAUUCAAGAUGCCUUGUGGCACGUGAUAACAGCAUCUAAAGCAUUCCUUCUUCUGAAUAAUAACCUCAUUGAUGAAGCAUACGAGCUUAUAAGUGAAAUUCAACCAGUUAAUACCAUGAAGCGAGCAAGCCAGGCCGGUAUACAUGGGGUUAGAGCAGCUGUAUUCAUGGAAUAUGGACACAGGGGCAAUAUAAUUGGAUUGACUGAAGCAAUGAAAGCUGUUGAAAUAGACCGCACCAAUGGCGAAUGGCACUUCCUUGUUGGAAAAUGCAUGGGCAGGAUUCGUCGAGUAUCUCAGUGUUAUGCAGUAGUUGAUCCAUUAGAAGUGAAAGCUUUCAACGAGGCUCUAAAUCUUGAUAAAAUAAAUGCCAAUUACAAAAUGUACUUAGCGCAAGCUCUGAGAGAACGAGCCUUCAGAGAAAUUAAACAAGAAAGGCCAAAGCAUGGUUCGGAUUUAUAUAAAAAGAUCAGAAAGACUUAUUUAGCAUCUUAUCAUAUGUUAAUAAAAGUACGAGAAAUGCAACCAAACUGCCCUCAUUUAUUGACAAGAUGUGCAUUUGUGAUGAUGAAAAUGCCCCCAGACAUAGUGGAUUUGAAAUUUAUCAGAGAAUGUGUGGACAAGGCAUUAAUGCUGGCUCCAGAUAAUCCUAUGACAAAUCAUGUCAAGGCUAUGUAUUAUGAAAGAUAUCAUGUAGAGGCAGAAGUUCCUCUAAAGUACUAUGAGAAAGCUGCAGCUCUGGGAAAUUUUGGGGCUGGAAUGGAUCUUGUCAGGGUGCACUACAGGCUGAAGCAAGAUAACAUUGUGGAGGAAUUAGAAAGAUUAGCAGAAAAAUUUGAAGAGCCCUGUAAGAGACGGGAGGCAUACAUGCAGGCAGGCUCCUAUCUUCUGUUCAUCAAGAAAAACAUGGUGGAGGCAUUAAAAUACUAUCAGAAAGUCAUAGAUAUUGAUCCUGAAUCUUAUGCUCUGAAGUUCCACAAACCCAUGUUUUUUCCAAUGAAACAUCCAGUGAAUAUGUUUGAAGUACUUUUAGAAGAACUAGAGAAAAAUACAGAAUGGAGGAGUUUUUCACCAGAGGACACUAAGGUUUUGAAAAGGUUUUUGAUAAAAUAUAGAAGCUUUAGUACAUCUGCCCCUGAAGAAAGAUUGAAUGUAACAAAAAUAUUAGAAAUGUCUAGGAUCUGCUCUAAAGAUUUUGAAAGAAAAAGAAAAAGGAGAAAAGAACAGGAUAAACCAAAAAGAUCUAAUAAGUGGCGUGGCACGAAAAAAGGAAAAUAUCAGAACAAAAAUGAAAACAAACAAAGUGCUGGCCAAAAGAAUUUCUCAAGGGAAACUACUCAACAAUGGAAAACCAGUACUGAAACAGAUUUUACUAGAGCAAGUCACAGUAAGGAAAAGAAUUUCAACUGCAGAGAAAGAACAAGUAGUAUCAGCAGUGUGGAUAGUGAUUAUUGUCGAGACACUAUACGUCUUGGGCCAAGAAAUUUAUUUUCCUGGCAUUGUGAGAAUACCCAGGUGAAAAGUGACCAUAGUGGUCAAGAUGCACGUAGCUUGGGUGCCACAAACUUCAGUAAAAGUCGACCCAAUUCUUCAUGUAGUUCCCAUUCACGGGACUCAAGCAUUUGUAGCAUCUCUUCUAAUGAAUCAAUGGGUCAUUACAAGUACUCACAGGAGACAUCCAAACAGAAGAAUUUAUCUGUUGGAGAAGGAAAUAAAUUGGGACUGACAGUUGAAAAUUUGAAGAAAUUUGAAUCUCAAAAUGCAGAUGGUCUUGAAAGACAGAUGAGUGCCAUGUCUGUGUCAAGUAUAGGUUCAGAUCACGGCAAUGAGUUAGAGAGGUUUGACUAUAAAAAUACUAGUGACCUUGGAAGGAGGAUGCGUGUUUUGUCCAUAUCAAGUGCAGGAUCAGAUAAAAACAGUGGAUUAACGACUUUAUCGGUCAUGGAAAGAGUCAAACAAUCCUACAGAAUGUUGGGAUAUAAAAGUAAUAGUACCCAACAAAAUGUUAAUAAGAAAGAAGACUUUUCUACUAAGAAACCAAAGAUUAAUAGAAGUGACAGUACUCAAAGCUUGAACAUUCAACAAUCAGAUCAUAAAAGCCGAUUGUUAGAAGGAUAUAAACCAGCAUUUUAUUCAAGAGACAGUAGUGUGGAGAGUACUCGAUCAUCAUUAUUCAUGCCAAGUUUCGCUUCAAAAACUUCAGAAGGUGACAGAGAAAAUUAGUAUAUUAAUUAUCAUGAUUAAUAAAAGUCAAUCAAGUUUUAUUUGUCCUUACAUAUGUUGUUCCUCAGUAUUGAAUGUAUUUGUGUGAUAAGCAAUUAACAUUUUCCUAAUUUUAUUUUAUAUAACCUGA